AUGCCGUCUCUUUCGUCUCUCUUGUCGUGGCGCACGCUCGCGAUUCUCUUCGCCCUGGUCAAUCUCAAAUCGCUUCCCUUGGCCUGGCACGCACGCCUCUUCUACCGCAUGUUCACCAACUGGUACACGGAAGCGCGGGUCCAGCGCACCAUCAAAUCGCGGUCCGAGUUGUCGGACUCGGUACACCCUCUUUUCGAACCCGUCUCCAUCUUCUCGCGCUCCCCGCUGCUCGAGACGGACUACAAUCUGCAUAAAUCUAACAGCACCUACUUCGUCGACCUGGACGAAAGCCGAACGGCGCUCAUGACGAAGCUCUUGAUCCCGGGCUUAAAAAAGGGGGAUAAGCAUCUCGAGCGCGAAGGCCACAGGGGUGCGCUGAAUGUGAUACUGGGCAGCGUCCAUACGUCCUUCCACAAGGAGAUCAAACCAUACGAGCGCUACGAGGUUCGCUCGAGGAUACUUGCGUGGGACAACAAGUGGAUUGUGGUGGGCAGUUGGUUCAUCCGGCCUGCGUCGCGCAGCGGAAAGCAAGAAGUCCUCCUGGCGUCGGCAUUGAGCAAGUACGUGGUUAAGAAGGGCAGAUUUACUGUGUCUCCGGAACGGUGCUUUACUACAGCUGGAUGGUUGCCGCGCAAGCCCGCAAACAGCAGUGCCAGCGCAGACCAGCAAGACAAGUCCGAACAGAGAGAAGUGUCUUCAUGGUCGUCGUCAUCAGAGGAGUCGGAGCCCAUGGCGGCACCGCCUCAGGAUCCUCUGCCUCCCACCAACAAGGGUGAUUCGACCACCACUACAGGACCGUCCUCCGAACCAUCAGUAAUUUCCACGCCUCAAGAAGGCCCCCUGGCUGCUCCAAUUCCGGAACCAGCGACCUUACGCAGCGCCGAUACCAUCGUCGAAAAGCUCGAGACAGCGGCCGCGAAGACCAGCACAGCCAUCUUGUCCUCGGCACCUCUCGCUCCUCUCACCGCGGCUCGCGACAAAGCAGGCGGCGAGUGGGACUGGCACAGGAUCGAGAUGGAGCGGAUUCGAGGGUUGCAGGUCGCGCAGGACUGGCUGUCGCUGGACAAAGAGCUGAUGCACGAGUUCGCCCGGGGAUAG
This is a messenger RNA of Fonsecaea monophora, 1098 nucleotides long. RefSeq lists its product as hypothetical. The transcript has a single exon. The coding region runs from base 1 to 1098 and encodes 365 amino acids. The record is from RefSeq and is a predicted model, not a curated record. NCBI's taxonomy places the organism in Eukaryota, Fungi, Ascomycota, Eurotiomycetes, Chaetothyriales, Herpotrichiellaceae.